AUUAUUUAUCUCUUUUGACUUUGGUCGGCCUUGAGGGGUUGUGUUAUGUAGGCAUGGCUUCUGUAGUGAGGAGUAAGUUAAGUUUUAUCGGAAAAUCAUGUAUUAAACCUUUGGUGAGAAAGUCCAUUAGAGCUCAAUUUGAUAGACAACGUUUGCGAUGUUUUCAUGUAUCAGCAAUAUUGAAUGUGGAGGGACAGGAGGUGAAGAUGCCGUCACUGUCGCCAACCAUGACGGAAGGAAAGAUCAUCAAAUGGAUGAAGAAGGAGGGAGACGCUAUAGCCCCUGGAGACGUCCUGUGUGAGAUACAAACGGACAAAGCUGUCAUGUCGUUUGAAACGGAAGAAGAAGGAAUACUGGCCAAGAUAUUGGUGCCAGAAAACUCACCAGAUGUGAAGGUCGGCACCCUGAUAGCUCUAACUGUGGGAGAGGGAGAGGACUGGAAGACAGUAGAUUUACCAGGCGGAGGUAGUGGAGCGGCUCCCUCUCCCCCAUCAGGCGGGGCUUCAGCAGCAGCUACGGGGGGCAGUGUUCCAGGACAAGAGGUCAAGAUGCCGUCUUUAUCACCCACCAUGACGGAGGGAACCAUUGUACAGUGGCUGAAGAAGGAAGGAGAUGCUAUAGCUCCUGGGGACGUCCUGUGUGAGAUACAAACAGACAAGGCUGUCAUGUCCUUUGAAACUGAGGAGGAGGGAAUACUGGCCAAGAUAUUGGUGUCUGCAGGAACAAAGGACGUGAAGGUCGGCACCCUGAUAGCUCUGACAGUAGGGGAGGGAGAGGACUGGAAGGAUGUAGAAGUGCCGGGGGCGGCGGGGGCUUCUCCAGCAGCAACCCCCGUCCAGGCCCAGCCAACUUUCACGGGGGGCAGCGUUUCAGGACAAGAGGUCAAGAUGCCGUCUUUAUCACCCACCAUGACUGAAGGAGUCAUUGUACAGUGGAUGAAGAAAGAAGGAGAUGCUUUAGCUCCUGGAGAUAUCCUUUGUGAGAUACAAACGGACAAAGCUGUCAUGUCCUUUGAGACAGAGGAGGAGGGAAUACUGGCGAAGAUAUUGGUACCGGAGGGCAGCAAAGACCCAAUCAAGGUCGGCACCCUGAUAGCUUUGACUGUAGGGGAGGGAGAGGACUGGAAGGACGUAGCGAUACCUACAGCUGGUGCGGCCCCACCAGUCCCCGCCACACAGGCUCCGACUGCCCCAGCUGGCCCCGCCUCACCUGCUGUCAGCCAUGAGCCCCACAACUACGGCCCGGCAGUACACAGACUGUUGUCCCAGUACCAGCUGUCAGCCAAUCAGAUCACUCCGUCUGGCCGCAACAAGAAACUACUCAAGGGAGACGUCCUCAAGUACAUCUCCGACAACAAGCUUCAGCCCAAACCUCCUCUGCCUGUACCACCCCCCGGACAGCAAGCUACUACGGGGCCUGUGACUACCGCUAGCCCCGCAAUGGCGGCACCAGCUCCAUCGAAGCCCCGCUCUGGCUACACUGACCACGAGCUCUCCAGCAUGCGCAAGACAAUUGCUAAGCGACUCACUAUGUCCAAGACGGAAAUUCCACAUGCGUACAGCCAAGUAGAGGCGGAGAUAGGCUCGUUACUGAGUCUCCGCAAACAGCUGGCGCAGGUUGGUGUGAAAGUGUCGCUGAACGACUUUGUCAUCAAGGCGGUGGCGUUGUCACUGCGGCAGUGUCCGUACAUGAACACUCUCUACAUCAAUGAUCAGAUCAUUCCCCAAGCCACUGUGGACAUCUCCGUGGCCGUGGCGACGGACGCGGGUCUCAUAACUCCGAUUGUGAAAGACGCAGACACAAAGUCCGUUGAUCAGAUCUCAGCUGACGUGAGGGACUUGGCCACUCGCGCCAGGGAGGGAAAACUCCAACUGCACGAGUUCCAAGGUGGUUCAUUCACGAUAUCCAACCUUGGCAUGUUCGGCAUUUCCGAGUUCAGCGCCAUUAUAAAUCCUCCGCAGUGCGCCAUCUUGGCUGUUGGUGGGGGCCGAGCGGUGUUUGAUGGCAACGCCCGCCCAGUGACUCUGAUGACGUCAACGUUGUCGUACGACUCACGGUCAGUCGAGCCAGAUGAGGUAGCUGCGUUCAUGGCUGUACUGCGGGCUUACCUACAGAAUCCUGCGUCUCUCCUGUUGCCGUCCCAGACUCGCAGACAAGUCGCUGUGCAGCAGAUGGCCAAUUAGGUAAUUUUUAGACGGAAACAUUGUGUUCAGCCAUAGCGCAACUCGUAGUUUUAGAAGCAAUCGUCUCAGGUUAUGGAACUAUCACAAACUGAUCGGAUCAACAUGGUUCUAUGAGGGUAGCUUAGCAACAAAACGAGAUGACAAUAAGGUGGUGUGGAAGGAUACAAAUUGAAGAAAAGCUGGCUUUAAGGAAGUAACAUUACGUGGGAUUAGAAGCUAAAACCUUUCUUGAACAGAAAUAGUUACAAAUUAUCAAGCCACCUUAUUUUCUAUUUCAUUUUGUAAUUCAGAGGUAGGUUCUGUGCAUUUAAAACCACAUUCAAAGUUUAUUUUAUAACCUGGUUGAAAUUAUGUUCAUUUAUCAAAGAAUUCCUUAAACAUGUUUUUUAGGUAUUUUCACAAGUGUUUACAUAAAAAACAAAGAUUUCCAUUAAAUAACUCUUAUUUUAAAAUUUCUUGUUUGAUUUUCAAUUUUUUUCUUUAAUAUUUUGAAAGAUGCUUGUAUUACAUAAAAUAUGUUUAAAUCAAUGUUGCUCUUUUAGUUUUGUAAUAAUAUGCUCGUUGUAUUAUUAUAUUUGUACAUAUUAGAAAAGGUAAUGAAAAUUAAACGUUUGUAUGUUUUUUAUUUUACAAAGUUUAGUUUCCAAAACAUGUACAUUGAUGGUAAACAAAUUUUUUAGUUGUUCAAUAUUUAAAAGCAGAAAUUGUUGAAUUAUAAAAUAUAAACAUUUGGUUAUAUGGCUUAGAUAGUAUGCGUUGUAAAAAUUUGUUAAGUUUUGAUUUUUAAAUAAAAUAUUUUGUUUGGAAUAGCCUAUUAUGUAAAUGUUUUAGUGUGGGUAAAAUCUAUAAAUCUCACAUAUUUUUAUGAAUCUUUGAGCUUAAAAUAUAAAUUUAUGUAUUUAUGCUAGUCAUAGUGGAAGUACAGCAAAUCAGCUUCAUACAUUUGUUAUUAUAACAUUCUUGUAUUGUUACAAUACAUUUGCUAAGGUGUUACCAAUGAAUAAUUAAUUGUUCAAAAGCUUUAUAGGUUAAGGUAAAUUGAUAUUGUUUUUGGAAAAAAAUAAGUAUAUUUGUAAAUAAAUACAGUUUCUGUUGACA
This is a messenger RNA of Macrosteles quadrilineatus (aster leafhopper), 3281 nucleotides long. RefSeq names its product pyruvate dehydrogenase protein X component, mitochondrial-like. Lineage: Eukaryota; Metazoa; Arthropoda; Insecta; Hemiptera; Cicadellidae. Bases 54 to 2183 code for a protein of 709 amino acids. Gene Ontology annotation, cellular component: pyruvate dehydrogenase complex; mitochondrion. The record is from RefSeq and is a predicted model, not a curated record. The transcript is spliced from 14 exons. Gene Ontology annotation, biological process: pyruvate decarboxylation to acetyl-CoA. Gene Ontology annotation, molecular function: acyltransferase activity.